Halichondria panicea is the source of this 1429-nucleotide messenger RNA. RefSeq lists its product as uncharacterized. The coding region runs from base 192 to 1265 and encodes 357 amino acids. The record is from RefSeq and is a predicted model, not a curated record. Lineage: Eukaryota; Metazoa; Porifera; Demospongiae; Suberitida; Halichondriidae. The transcript has 9 exons.
ACAGAGACUCAGAUAGUGUUGUCACAAUUACAUAAUUAUCCCAUGAUACUCAACUGCUAAUGAUAUAUAUAUAGCUACACAACUUGAUCAUAGCUGCACAACUUGAGUUUUAAACUGUUGGUGACUUCUACAACUCAACCAAGAAUACAGUAUUAUUACAAGUCAAAAAAUUCUCAAAAGCAAAUUUUGUCAUGGCAACCCCAUCGAACUGUGUCAAGGAUGUUACGAUGUUAACAGAACCCGAGAUUGAAACAAUAGCAGCUAGUGAUGCACCCUUCUUCAAGAUUGGAGUUGACGUAAAGGGGAAGGAGUAUCUGUGUUAUGUGAACUCUGAGAACCAUGGGCUGAUGUACCCUCCUCCCAAAACAGACAACUGCAAGAGUCCCUCGGUUGUGAUGAAGAUGGUCAAAUUGGAGAAGCAGGGAGACAGCGAUCAACACGGUUAUGUUAUCACAAACCCUGUGGUCAAAGAUACCUACCUCAAAGUCACCGAGGAAACUUUAGGAUCGAAGAAAAAGAGAGCUGUGAGGUUUGAAAAGAAAUCAGAAGAGGGGUUUUACCAAAGCCAGCUGUUCAAGCUUCGCAAGCAUACAAGCUCUGAUUCAGAAACAAAGUUUGCUCUCUACACAACUGCAAUCAACAGCAAAGGCAACAGCGUGAUCUACUACCUGAAGACUGAGUCAAGAACCAUCGUGGCUGAAGAGAGCAGCUCACCAGACAACUAUGACUACUUCUGGUUUGGUCGCAAUGUUGAAGUAAGACCCACUUAUGGACCAGCACUCACAGUUUCAGAGCUGAAUCAAAGUUUAGUACCUGUUCCAGUUGUCAUACAAAUUUCUACUGAUAACCCUGGCCAUAGUAAUGGAUACUUCCUAAAAACGGAUACUCGUAAUGACACACUCUUUGAUAGCGAGACUGUCCUUAAUAAUACCCUCCCAAUUCCCAUCAGCUAUAUACUGACAUUCACGCCCCUUGGUACACAACCUAGUACAUUCAAAUGUACCAGCCAAGUUCUGAACUUGCAUCAUUUGAAUACAACAGAUGCAGCAGUAUUGUUUCAAGAGGUCCUUCGUCCUCCAACAUUUCAAUUUCAAGCUGCGUCAUCACGGUCACCGUACGAUAUGAUCAUCUAUGAGCCUGGCGCUAGUACUGCUGGUGGUAAUAACUAUCUGACAUAUGCAUCGGUCAACAAUCCAUUGAAAAAUAUCACAGCAACUACAGAGAGAAGUUUGGCAACAUGGUUUGUUAUUUAUCCAGUGUUAUAGCCUAACACAUGAUGCUGCUGUAAUGUAGUUAUGAGGCACUGUACAUGACUGUUAUAAUAAAUAUAGUCAUAUUGAACUGUAGAAGAUAUAAAUGGAUCUAGUAAGUAUUAUAGCUGAAUAUUUUUUGCCCCAGAAAAUUAACUGACUACAAUUAUUUUAAUUGA